Molecule: messenger RNA, 705 nt
Organism: Tigriopus californicus
Lineage: Eukaryota; Metazoa; Arthropoda; Copepoda; Harpacticoida; Harpacticidae
Product: lipopolysaccharide-induced tumor necrosis factor-alpha factor homolog
Exons: 4
Coding region: 88-546 (152 amino acids)
Molecular function (GO): zinc ion binding
Source: RefSeq, a predicted model, not a curated record
UCACAUAUGUUUUGUGUUAGGCUGCAAAUAGUCAGUCAGGUUUGAUGCAUGAAUCCUUGAGUCUGUUCUUUCUCGUCUCCAUUCGAAAUGGCCCAGGGAUGUCCCCCACCCCCUUCCUACAACGAAUCAGUCAAAGGGUGUCCCAAUCCACCCUCUCGACGGAACAGUUAUGGCGCACCCUCGGGUGGUCCCACUUGGCUCUACCAUUUCCCCCAGCAGAGCCAAUUCAACUCGCCGUAUUCCAGUCUUCAAUACGAAGAGAUAAGUCCAUCCCGAGCCCUAUCUCAGCUGCCUGCCAGUAGUAGCAAACUGAACUUGGGUGAGGAUCCUGUACACAUGACCUGUCCAUACUGUCACCAAGUGAUUGUGUCAGUAACGAGUCCAGAAAUUGGAUGCUUUGCUUACGCGCUCUCCGCCAGUUUGUGCCUUAUUGGAUGUUGGCCUUGUGCCUUUUUGCCUUGUUGCAUCUCCGACCUCUUGGACGUCACCCACACCUGUCCCAAAUGCAAAAGAUUUCUCGACACCUUCAAGCGAGGGGGUCUUUAAGGACUAGACCAUUGUAAUUCCCAAGAAUGGUGGGAAAUCCAGUUUUCUUAUCAGUCAGUUCAUCUCCAUUCUCUCUCUGUUACAUGCCUCACGUUAACCAUGUCAGCCAUUUAGUGUAUGAUUCCUGCAAAUAGAACCAUUUUCGAGUGUUUUUAUUCA